AUGGAUCCUGCCGCAUUGACUCCGGCUUAUAUCGAAGAACAGAGACGUUUAAGAAAUUUGCGUAAAGCUAAUAAGAAGAAAGUUCAACCUCCACAAGUAGUAAAGAGUAAAUUUAUAAAGAGACCAUUUCUUGAAAUUCCUAAUAUAAAUAGUAAUCCUGAUGGAUUCUUCAUAAAAGUAAUGUCAUAUAAUGUGUUGGCUCAAACUUUAAUUAGAAGAAGUUUAUUUCCAACUAAUGGUGAUGCAUUAAAAUGGUCUUGGAGAUCAAAGGCAUUACUUGAAGAAUUCAAACAUUAUGAUGCUGAUAUUUUAUGUCUUCAAGAAGUUGAUUAUAUUCAAUAUAAUUCAUUUUGGUUGAAGGAAUUCUCCAAUUUGGGAUAUACUACCAAAUUCUAUAGAUCUAAAUCUAAAAACCAUGGAGUAGCAAUUGUUUAUCGAUCAUCAAUAUUUGAAUGUAGACACUUAUGUUUUAUAAAUUAUGAUACUGAUAUUGUAUCAGAAACUUUACCUUCAGCAACUGCUAUAACUCAAAAUAUUGGACUUUUGGUAUAUCUACAAUUCACAAGUACUAUUCUUAAGAAAUAUCCUCAUUUGUCCAAAAGGAAUGGAGUAGUAAUUGGUUCAACUCAUCUUUAUUGGAAACCAUUUGGUUCAUUUGAAAGAACAAGACAAACAUAUAUUUUAUUACACAGAUAUAAAGAAUUCUUACUUUCGUUAAAUGCAGUUUUGGAGAAUUCUAAAGGGUUUUAUACAUUUAUGUGCGGAGACUUUAAUAGUCAACCAUUUGAUUCACCAUAUCUCUCGAUAGUUGCUAAACCUAUUAAUUAUCAUGGAAGACAUACUACGGUUCUUGCCUGUUCACUAGAUCAUUUUCAAAAGGCAGAAUCUUUAAAAGAAGAGGAAGCAGAGGAAAAGGAAGAGGAAGAGGAAGAUGAAGGAGGAGAAGAACGAGAUGAAGAAUCAAAAGAUCCAUCUCCAGAUACAUUUGAUGCUACUGAAGAUCAAUUACGAAGCAUUCAACAACUACAAGAUACUCAUAAUUCUCUUAAUAUGCGAGCUAUAUCUUUAUAUUCAGUAGGUUACAAACUUGUACAUCCUGAAAAUUCAGGCUUAGAUAAUGAUCGAGGUGAACCAAUAUUUUCUAAUUGGGCAAAUCAUUGGCAGGGACUUCUUGAUUAUAUCUUUGUUAUUUCUAAUUGGGAAAUUAAUAAGGAUAAGAAUUAUUUCAAUAAUAUAGAUUCAGUGGAAGAUUUAGUUGAGCAUCAAGAAAUAAAAUUAACUCGAUUAUUAAGACUUCCAUUACCUGUUGAAAUGGGUAAAGAACCAAAUGGACAACCUAGAUUAAAUCAAUAUCCAUCCGAUCAUUUAUGUUUGAUGGCAGAAAUUGAAUUAGUUUAA
Molecule: messenger RNA, 1398 nt
Organism: Scheffersomyces amazonensis
Lineage: Eukaryota; Fungi; Ascomycota; Pichiomycetes; Serinales; Debaryomycetaceae
Product: RNA exonuclease
Exons: 1
Coding region: 1-1398 (465 amino acids)
Molecular function (GO): poly(A)-specific ribonuclease activity
Source: RefSeq, a predicted model, not a curated record